AUGCUCCGUGCAGAGGCACUGGUGCUCCUGGGAGCUCUACUGAGCGGACUCCUGGAUCCAGCCGGCGGCCAGGACGCAGUCUCACUGCCCUGGGAAGUGCAGCGCUAUGAUGGCUGGUUCAACAACCUGAAGCACCACGAUCGUGGCGCUGCGGGCUGUCGACUGCAACGCCUUGUACCAGCCAAUUACGCGGACGGCGUGUAUCAGGCUCUGGGGGAGCCGCUACUACCCAACGCGCGCCGACUCAGCGACGCCGUUAUGCGGGGCCGAGCCGGGCAGGCAUCCCUCCGCAACCGCACGGUGCUGGGGGUCUUCUUUGGCUACCACGUGCUCUCUGACCUGGUGAGUGUAGAGAGACCCGGCUGCCCCGCUGAGUUUCUCAACAUCCGAAUCCCUUCGGGAGACCCUGUGUUCGAUCGUGACAAGAGCGGGGACGUGGUGCUGCCAUUCCAGAGGAGCCGCUGGGACCCCAAGACCGGACGGAGCCCCAGCAACCCCCGGGACGUGACCAACGAGGUGACCGGCUGGCUGGACGGCAGCGCCAUCUAUGGCUCUUCACACUCCUGGAGCGACGCGCUGCGGAGCUUCUCCGGGGGGCAGCUGGCGUCGGGGCCCGACCCCGCCUUCCCCCGGGACGCCCAGGACCCCCUGCUCAUGUGGACCGCGCCAGAUCCCGCCACGGGACAGCGCGGGCCCCGGGGGCUGUACGCCUUCGGGGCGGAGCGAGGGAACCGCGAGCCCUUCCUGCAGGCGCUGGGCCUGCUCUGGUUCCGCUACCACAAUCUGUGGGCGCAGAGGCUGGCCCGCGAGCACCCGCGCUGGGGGGACGAGGAGCUGUUCCAGCACGCGCGCAAGAGGGUCAUCGCCACCUACCAGAACAUCGCUUUGUAUGAGUGGCUACCCAGCUUCCUGUGGAAAACACCCCCGGAAUAUACAGAGUACCGUCCUUUCCUGGACCCCAGCAUCUCCCCGGAGUUCCUGGUUGCCUCGGAACAGUUCUUCUCCACCAUGGUGCCCCCUGGCGUCUACAUGAGAAAUGCCAGCUGUCAUUUCCAGAAGAUCUCAAAUGAGGGUUUUGACAGCUCCUCAGCUCUCAGAAUCUGCAACAGCUACUGGAUUCGGGAGAACCCCAAUCUGAGCAGUGCCCAGGCAGUGAAUCAGCUGCUGCUGGGAAUGGCCUCCCAGAUUGCAGAGCUGGAGGACAGGAUAGUGGUUGAAGAUCUGAGGGAUUACUGGCCUGGCCCUGGCAAGUUCUCCCGCACAGACUAUAUGGCCAGCAGCAUCCAGCGUGGACGAGAUAUGGGACUGCCCAGCUACAUCCAAGCCCUGCUUGCCUUGGGGUUAGAGGCCCCGAGGAACUGGAGUUAUCUCAACUCCAACGUGGACCCCCAGGUGCUGGAGGCCACAGCUGCCCUGUACAACCAGGACCUGUCCCGGCUGGAGCUGCUCCCUGGGGGGCUCCUGGAGAGCCAUGGAGACCCCGGACCCCUCUUCAGCACCAUAGUCCUUGACCAGUUUGUGCGGCUGCGGGAUGGCGACCGUUACUGGUUUGAGAACACCAGGAAUGGGCUUUUCUCCAAGGAAGAAAUUGCAGAAAUCAGAAACACCACUAUGUGGGAUGUGCUGGUGGCUGUCACCAAUGUGGACCCCAGUGCCCUGCAGCCCAAUGUCUUUAUCUGGCAUGAAGGUGCCCCCUGCCCUCAGCCCCAGCAGCUCACAACCGAAGGCUUGCCACCCUGUGUACCCGUGACUGUGUUUGACUAUUUCGAGGGCAGUGGUCCUGGUUUUGGUAUCACCAUUGUGGCUCUCUGCUGUCUUCCGCUAGUGAGUCUGCUUAUCUCUGGGGUGGUGGCCCAUUUCCGGAGCCGAGAACGCAAGAAGCUACAAAAGAAAGACAAAGAGAACAUGAAGAAGGAAGCAGCCAAAGAUGGAGUGCCAGCGAUGGAGUGGGCAGGCCCUAGGGAGAGGAGCUACCCCAUCACCGUCCAGCUGCUCCCAGACAGCCGUCUGCAGGUCCUGGACAGGAGUCUCUCUGUGCUGCGCACCGUCCAGCUGCGGCCCCCACAGCAGGUCAACCUCAUUCUGUCCAGCAACCGUGGACGCCGCACCCUGCUGCUCAAGAUCCCUAAAGAGUAUGACCUGGUGCUGCUGUUUAACUCCGAGGAGGAGCGAGGCAGCUUCGUGAAGUAUCUGCAGGGCUUCUGUGUGCAGUGGGCUCUGGGCCUCAAUGUGGCUGAGAUGGGCGAGAAGGAGCUGUUCAAGAAGGCUGUGACCAAGCAACAACGGGGCCGCAUCCUGGAGGUCUUCUUCAGGCACCUCUUUGCCCAGGUGCUGGACAUUAACCAGGUGGAUGCAGGGACCCUGCCCCUGGAGUCCUCACAGAAAGUGCGAGAGGCCCUGACAUGUGAGCUGAGCAGGGCUGAAUUUGCCGAGUCCCUGGGCCUCAAGCCCCAGGACAUGUUUGUGGAGUCCAUGUUCUCUCUGGCUGACAAAGACGGCAAUGGCUACUUGUCCUUCCGGGAGUUCCUGGACAUCCUGGUGGUCUUCAUGAAAGGCUCCCCAGAGGACAAGUCCCGUCUGAUGUUCACCAUGUAUGACCUUGAUGAAAAUGGCUUCCUCUCCAAAGAUGAGUUCUUCACCAUGAUGCGGUCCUUCAUCGAGAUCUCCAACAACUGCCUGUCCAAGGCCCAGCUGGCCGAGGUGGUGGAGUCCAUGUUCCGGGAGUCAGGCUUCCAGGACAAGCAAGAGCUGACGUGGGAGGACUUCCACUUCAUGCUGCGGGACCAUGACAGCGAGCUCCGCCGCACGCAGCUCUGCGUCCGAGGUACAGGUGGAGGUGUUAAAGACAUCUUUAAACCAAACAUCAGCUGUCGAGUUUCAUUCAUCACUCAGACUCCUGGGGAACGCUCCCGCUUCCAGGGAGUGGGGCUCCCUGCCUCAGACACCCCAGAGCUGGGAGGCCCUGGACUGAAGAAGAGGUUUGGCAAAAAGGUGGUGGUGCCCUCUCCCCGGUUGUAUACAGAGGCGCUGCGGAAAAAGAUGCAGCGGGGUCUCCUGGCCCAGAAGCUGCAGGAGUACAAGCGCUUCGUGGAGAACUACCUGCGGCACAUCAUGUGCGUUGCAGUCUUCUCAGCCAUCUGUGCCGGCCUGUUUGCAGAGCGUGCCUACUACUAUGCCUUUGCCUCCCCACCCUCGGGCAUCGCAGAGACCACCUUUGUGGGCAUCAUCCUAUCGCGGGGCACAGCAGCCAGCAUCUCCUUCAUGUUCUCCUACAUCCUGCUCACCAUGUGCCGUAACCUCAUCACUUUCCUACGAGAGACCUUCCUGAACCGCUAUGUGCCCUUCGACGCUGCCGUGGACUUUCAUCGCUGGAUCGCCAUGGCUGCUGUUGUCCUGGCCAUUCUGCACAGUGCUGGCCAUGCGGUCAACGUCUACAUCUUCUCCGUCAGCCCCCUCAGCCUGCUGGCCUGCAUCUUCCCCAACGUCUUUGUGAAUGAUGGGUCCCAGCUUCCUCAGAAGUUCUACUGGUGGUUCUUCCAGACAGUCCCAGGUAUGACAGGGGUGCUUCUGCUCCUGGUCCUGGCCAUCAUGUACGUCUUCGCCUCCCACUACUUCCGGCGCCGCAGCUUCCGGGGCUUCUGGCUGACCCACCACCUCUACGUCCUGCUCUACGUCCUGCUCAUCAUCCAUGGCAGCUAUGCCCUGAUCCAGCUGCCCCGUUUCCACAUCUUCUUCCUGGUCCCAGCACUAAUCUAUGUGGGGGACAAGCUGGUGAGCCUGAGCCGGAAGAAGGUAGAGAUCAGUGUGUUGAAGGCGGAGCUGCUCCCUUCAGGCGUGACCCACCUGCAGUUCCAGCGGCCCCAGGGCUUUGAGUACAAGUCUGGGCAGUGGGUGCGGAUUGCCUGCCUGGCUCUGGGGACCAACGAGUACCACCCCUUCACACUGACUUCUGCGCCCCAUGAGGACGUGCUCAGCCUGCACAUCCGGGCGGCUGGGCCCUGGACCACUCGCCUCAGGGAGAUCUACUCACCUCCAACGGACGGCUGUGCCAGAUACCCGAAGCUGUACCUCGAUGGACCGUUUGGAGAGGGCCACCAGGAGUGGCAUAAGUUUGAGGUGUCAGUGCUGGUGGGAGGGGGCAUUGGGGUCACCCCCUUUGCCUCCAUCCUCAAAGACCUGGUCUUCAAGUCAUCUUUAGGCAGCCAAAUGCUGUGUAAAAAGAUCUACUUCAUCUGGGUGACACGGACCCAGAGGCAGUUUGAGUGGCUGGCUGACAUCAUCCGGGAGGUGGAGGAGAAUGACCAACAGGACCUGGUGUCUGUGCACAUCUACAUUACCCAGCUGGCUGAGAAGUUCGACCUCAGGACCACCAUGCUGUACAUCUGUGAGAGGCACUUCCAGAAGGUGUUGAACCAGAGUUUGUUCACGGGCCUGCGCUCCAUCACCCACUUUGGCCGACCCCCCUUUGAGCUCUUCUUCAACUCCCUACGGGAGGUUCACCCACAGGUACGGAAGUUUGGGGUAUUCAGCUGCGGCCCUCCAGGAAUGACCAAGAAUGUAGAGAAGGCCUGUCAACUCAUCAACAGACAGGACCAGGCCCACUUUGUGCAUCACUACGAGAACUUCUGAGUUCUCCCUGGCUCCUGCUUCCCCUCUUUGAACCAGCCCUGACAUCAGUUUCUCUGUCAGAAUCCACCUCAGCUGGAGAGCUGGACGAGCCUCUUCCUCAUUGCCCCAUAUGUUUCAUGCUCUAAGAAGGUAGAGGAGACCCCUCCAGCUCAAGUCACUGCAGGUUGUGACAGACGAAGUGGGAAAGGGACAGCUCCUGCCUUGUGACAAUUGUAGAAGUGAAGACAUACAAUAGCACUUGCCUCUGACUGGUCCCCGUUUCUCUUUUAGUAUCGCAAAAUUGAUGUAUUGCUUUGCUAUUUUCUUGGCCUUGGCACUUGAGGGAGGAUGGGGUAGGGAUACCUGAUGUGAAGAGAGAGCUGAGUGAAAAUCUCCUCAAAGCCCGGCUCAGCUGUGAUGCUAAGAACCUGGACAGCCCAACUGCCUCAGUUCAGUCUAUGAGGCCUUUUCCCUCCAGCUCCACGCUACCUCUUUCUGGUCCUAGAGGGUCAGGAAUCCUGAGGAAGAACCUGGGAACAAAGAUGCCUCCUCAGCCCUGAUGUUCCUGGUGUCAGCCAGUAAUGCCAGCUGUCCUGACCUCUUUGUGGGCCCUCUCUGAGCCCGCUGGAACAGUCCUGGGACUUUGGGACCAAAGGAGUCCAGUCUGUCUUCCACACAUCCCAAACUCCCUCUCAGUUCCCCAUUUGCACAGCAUUUGGGUGACCAGCAACCCUGAUUUUCCCAGGACUCUUCCACUUUUAGCACUGAAAGUCUUUUGUCCUAGGAAACUCCUCAGUCCCAGACAAAUCAGAACAGUUGGUCGCCUUACCCAGGAGCCAACCUGGGAUGUCACCUCCAUACUUGGCUUUUUAAGACCCUUCUUUUUCCUUCUUCAAUGGGCUUUUUCCUAAAAAGCUGAGCUUUAACGUUUUUUAGAUUUAGGUAUAAUUUGUACACAGCAGUGUAUAAAUCUUAAAGUUACCAUGUAUAUGAGUUAUCACUACAUUUCCAUCACCCCAGAAACUUCCCUUGUACGCACCCCUUUUAGUCAGUCUCCCUCAGCCCCUAGAAACAAUCUCGGCUGUGAUUUCUCUCACUCCAGAUUAGUUUUACUCAUACUGAAUGGACUCUUUUGAGACUGGCUUCUUUCGCACAGCACAAUGUCUAUGUGGUUCAUCCAUGUUGUUGGGUUUACCAGUAGUUUGUUCAUUUUUAUUGCUGAGUUGUGUUCCAUUGUACAGAUGUACCACAGUUCAUCCAUUCUUCUGUUGAUAGGUAUUUGGGUUGUUUUUAAUUUUUUACACUUAGUAAUAAAGCUGCU
Messenger RNA from Rhinolophus ferrumequinum (greater horseshoe bat), 5929 nucleotides. RefSeq names its product dual oxidase 2 (gene DUOX2). The transcript is spliced from 33 exons. The coding region runs from base 1 to 4629 and encodes 1542 amino acids. NCBI's taxonomy places the organism in Eukaryota, Metazoa, Chordata, Mammalia, Chiroptera, Rhinolophidae. Gene Ontology annotation, molecular function: superoxide-generating NAD(P)H oxidase activity; peroxidase activity; calcium ion binding. Gene Ontology annotation, cellular component: plasma membrane; NADPH oxidase complex. Gene Ontology annotation, biological process: defense response; response to oxidative stress; superoxide anion generation. The record is from RefSeq and is a predicted model, not a curated record.